Messenger RNA from Monodelphis domestica (gray short-tailed opossum), 5384 nucleotides. It is a transcript of the gene RIMOC1, whose product is annotated as RAB7A interacting MON1-CCZ1 complex subunit 1. The record is from RefSeq and is a predicted model, not a curated record. Gene Ontology annotation, biological process: mitophagy. Lineage: Eukaryota; Metazoa; Chordata; Mammalia; Didelphimorphia; Didelphidae.
AUGAUGGUGGGGAGGGAGUGGGAGAAAUGGGUCUGGAGGGGAAGGGCUUGACCUUCCUUAGGCUUCCGCCCAACCUAUCUUUUCUCCUCCUCCUCCUACCACACCCCUCUGGCACGCCUAACCCCUCUCCUCUGCACGCAGAUCAGGUGACCUUGGUCGGAUUCCGCCCCUGCCACGUGACGAACUCUCUCCAAACUCCCCUUCCAGAACCCUGGGGUCAUCAUGGCUGCCGUCAGGGAGGGUACUUAUGUGGCCGACCUGGUGGGAGGACUAGGGGAACGGGCCCUGGCUCGCCUACUGCCUCUCCGCGACGCGGCCGGCGGAGACGAUAUAUUUUUAAUUCAGGCUUCUACUUCUCUUGAGAAAUUAAAAAUCCUUUGUAAAGAAGAUGAAGAAAAUGUGAAUCCGUCAACUCUCAUUAAGCUUUACACACAGGCUAUAUUGGACAUGACAUAUUUUGAAGAGAAUAAACUGGUAGAUGAAGAUUUUCCAGAAGACACUUCUUUACAGAAAGUAAAGGAGUUAAUCGCUAUUCUUUCAGAACCUGAAGUUGUAGUUAAGGAAAGUAGUCUGCAUCCAAAACACUCUGAUAUGCUUGGGCCAGAACUGCUAGAAUGUCUUUAUUGGAGACGAGGAGCCCUGCUUUAUAUGUAUUGCCAUACUGUGACAGCAAGGGAAGAGGGACAAUCAAAAAAGAGAGAUGUGCUUAAAAAGUGCCUUAUUGAUGGAAUCAGUUACUUGCUAAAGAUGUUUACUUUUCGAUGUCCUCUUCACCUAAAUGAAGAAGUUUCUUUUCAGGAUACAGACACUGCUAAAUUACUUAGUGAAGGAAUAUUCAGUGACACUCAUUUGCUGGCUACGAUGUAUACUGGAGAAAUGUGUUAUUGGGGACUGAAGUAUUGUGUAAAUGAAGAGCCAGAGAACUGUGACAUAGACACUAAUGGACCUGGGACAAGCAGCACUUUACUCAAAGAAUCCUUGGAAUUUCGAGAAAUAGGAGAAAAGAUUUUAAGAAAGUAUAUAUCUAUAUGUGAAGGACCCUUGAAAGGACAAGCAUGGAAUACAACAAAUGCAAAGAAAAUACUAAACUUUUUCCAACAUUGCCAUCACUAAAACAUUCCUCUUACUUUUUUUUUUUAACUACAGAAAGAUAUUUUUUUCAAGAAUUCUGGAAAAUAAAAGACUUACUGCCUCUGAACUGAUGUACUUUUAGCUCACAGUAUGCAAUAUAGUGUGGUUAUGGGGUUUUUUUGUUUAUUAAGCUAUCAAUACCAUUUGAUUUAAAAAAUUUUAAACUUCCAAAAUACCAUCUCAAAUAACAAUCUGAUUAUGUAUGUGAAUUAUUGAACAUUUUUAACUUCUAAAAGAUAUUUUAAUGCAAUCUGAAUUUGAAUGGGAAAGCUUCCUAAUAGCUUAUGAUUAAAAGUCUGAUAGCAUUUUACUUAGCUAAUCUUCUGUCUUCCACCUCUUUUCAUCAAAACCCACCCACCCUUCCAUACUUAUAUAGAGGUCACCCCUAUCUUCAUAGUUGCUCUGGUUCAUAACUUUAUAGCCAUUCUUUACUCUUCCUCACCCUCUAGCAGUUGAUGAAUCUUAUUGAUUCUAUCUCCAUAAUGUCCAUCUUCUUUCUAUUUCCUUAAUACACUUGUAUUCUUGGUCUGUUGACUGUUCACAAACUUAUUAGUAUUCCAGGUCCUAAUAUACUUUCUUAGCUUUUAAAAACAUUUUUCUCAUUCCAAACUUGACAAACCAACAAGAUAUGGACAUUUCUCUAUACAAAGAACAGAAAACAAAUGAAAUUAUAAAUCCUUAUUACAUUCUGCUUAUUUCCUUUUUAAAGCAUAUAAUAUAUUCAUUUAGUUUAAAAUCUUAUCCAGCUUAUUGGUCCUCCCUUUGGACCUUCCUUUUUCUCAUCUGUGCUUUCUCUUCAGUUCAUUGAUGCUCUCUUCUUUUCCUCAUUUUUCUUGCUACCAUUGUACUUCCAUUUCCCCUCAAAUGUAAAUAUAAAUUCCCCCAAAUAAAAAAUCAAUCCUUUCUUGUAACAAGUAUCUAAAGUCCAUCAAAAGAGAUCAACACAUUGACCAUGUUGAAAAAUAUAUGUGUGUCAUUCUGUACCUUUUAGUUCAUCACCUCUGUUAGGAAGUGGGAAGAAUGCUUUAUCACCGUACUCUGGAGUUGUGCCUAGUCAUUGUAUUGCUCAGAGUUAAGUCUUUCAAAGUUGUUUUUCUUUAUAUUAUAAUGAUAUAAACUCAUUCUGCUUCCUUUGUAGCUGUUCAUAUAGACAUUCCUGCUUUCUCUAAGCACAUCCUUUUUGACAUUUCCUUUGGCACAAAAUGAUCUAUAACAGAAUUUAAGCCAUUCACCAGGUUGAUGAAGACCCCCUUAGUUUAGAGUUCUUUACUAUACAAAGAGUGCUGUUAUGAAUAUUUUUGUAUAUAUGGGCCCUUUUCUUCUGUGCUUUCUUGGGGGCAUGUGACUAGCUAGGAGUGAUACCACUGGGUCAAAGAAGUUUAACUAUGGUGUAAUUUCAAAUUGCUUUCAGAAUCUGUCUCAGAACUUUCAAAGGAGCUGCCCCCACCCUUGAGAAUACCCUGCUUCCCCAAUGCCACCUUCUGGCACCCUCCUUUUUUUUUUCCCAGGGCCAUCAUUUUCAUGAAUCUUAUUGUUAGUGUACUUGCUCCUCACCCCCACAGUUUUUUUUUUUAACCCUCACCUUCUGCCUUAGAGGUGAUACUACUAAGUAUCAGUUCCAAAGCAGAAAAGCUUAUAAGAGCUAGGCAGCUGGAGUUAAGUGACUUGCCCAGAGUCACAUAGCUAAGAGGUGUCUGAGGCUAAUUUUGAACCCAGGACUUACUGUCCUGACAGUUUUUAAUGUUCUUCAAUUUGCCGUUUACUGCAUGUGUGUUUUUCCAGAAGAAUGUAAGCUCCUCACAGGCAGGGACUGUUUUGCUUUUGUCUUGGUAUCUCCCGCACUUAAUAUAGUGCCUUAUACAUGAUAGAUGUUUAAUAAAUGUUUAUUGAUUUGAAUUUUGAGAUUUUGUUAAUCUUUUUAGUGAAACUGAUUUAUUACUGUGAAAGAUCAUUACCUGAUUGUUUUAUAGGACAGGAUUAUAAAGGUAUAUGUUAUAACAUCAGGAGCAUUAAACUGGUUUAAAUCUUAGCACUACCACUGAUUAUGCCAUCUUGGAAAAGUUACUUAAAUUCUCUGAGCCUGCUUCCAUGUCUGUAACAUGGAUAUAUACUGCCCUGCCUAUCUCGUAGGUCAGUUGUGAAGUGAGAUAAUGUAAAAUAAAAGUUCUUUGUAAAUAUAAGAUGGCAUUCUUGUAAAAAACAACUGUUAUUUUAUAAGAACAAAAAUGUUAUCUUCCCUUUGUGACUAUAUGAGAAAUUUGUAGAGAAAACAACAAAGGCAGAAUCAGAUGUUCAGUUUCUCAUUAAUUAGCUUACAUGUGACAGAACUUUUAACAUUUAGAUUUGCUGUUUUUCUGCUUUCUUACCUAUGAGAGAGUUGGCAGAAGAAACACUGGACAUGUUCCCAUAUCACACAUACUAAACAAGUUAGGACUCUAUGGUGACUGGCAGGAUUACAAUGACCCAGCCAAGAGGAAUCUAAAUUCCCAUCUGUAUGAAAGGACCACUUCAGGAAUCUCUUCUGCCAUCCUUAUUGAAUGCAAUUAACUAGGUAGUUUUUGGAAAUAUGCGGCCAGUAGUGAUUUCCUGUGACUAAGGGACCUUAUGACAUAUUCUCAACUUGUGUAAUUGCUGAGAACUACUCCUUUGGGACUUUUAAAAUCCAAUGAACAAAUAUCUGCCGCUACUCUCUCCUCUCUUUAAUCCAUCCUCUAUAUAACUCCCAAAUUAAUAUUCCUAAAGCACAAGUCUGGUCGUAUCAGUCCAUUGCUCAAGAAGCUCCGUUGGCCAUCUCUCUCUUGACCUUAGGAUAAAAUACAAAUUCCUCUAUUUGGCAUUUAAAGCCCUUUGCAACCUUGUCUUUUCAGGCUUGGUUUCACAUGUUCUAAGCAUUCUGUGUUCUAAUAGAAAUGACUGGGCUGCUGUUCACUGUACACAGAACUUUCAGGCCCACUUUAAUGUCUUUGAACAGGUUGCUGUGUCCCUCCCAUGCCUAGAAUGCCCUUCUCACCUCUGCCUUGAAGUCUCCAUAGCUUCCUUCAAGGCAUUGUUGAAGUUUCAUCUAUAGGAGGCUUAUCAUGAUUUCCCAGUUGCUCAUGCCUAUCUGUGAAAAACAAUCUUGUAUUUACUUUGUACUGUUGCAAUGAAUCUCCAAUAAUGAGAGACUGAGGCACAGAAAGUCCAAGCUUAUCUAUAUUUAUUGGCAAGGCUAGCAGUUACCAAAAAUACAGGCUAAAGAUCCUUUAGUACGCAAAGAAACAAAACAGGUCUUUUAUACAGAGAGUGGCUAUGCCCCUUUUCCCCUAAACUGGGAUUGUGAUUGGUUCUGAGUUAUGCUAUCUGUCCAAAUUAGGUCAAUAUUCUCUUGUAAGAACCAACCCCACGUAGCCCUUGAAGACCAGAGCCUUUCCAAAUUUAGGAUGGUCUGAAGGGGGCAUAGAAUUAGUCUUCUCCCUGGAACAUUCUCCAGAAGGUCUCUCAUCCACCACUCCCUGUACUAGCAGAAUCUGGCACUAGGAAAACAUCUUGUGAUUGGAUUGAAUCAUCCUUCAUUCAUCUUUCUUAUCUCCUCAAAUGGCAUCUUGUUUUGCUCCCUGAUUGAGAGUAGGCCUUAGAUCUAUCUGUGCAAUAAUAAUCUAAGCCUCAAAGCCUUAAAGCUUGGCUAUAAUGAUAAAGCUUGAUUAUAAUGGUUUCUGUUCUGUUUGACAAAACUCAACUAUAAUCAGUAAUCAAUAAUCACUUUCACAGUACAUGUCUUUUAUAUCUACCUAAAAAAGUAUAUGUUGUGUCUCCUCCUUGUUUCCACCUCCACCUCCACCUCCAGUAAAAUUUCAUCUCCUUAAGGACAAGUACUGUUUGGUUUCUAUCUCUGAAUUCCAAGUACCCAGGACAGUGUCUGGUAUGUAUGUGGUAAACAUACAUGCUUGUGGAACAAAUGAACUUUGGAGGCGGCAUUCAUUCAGCAAACAUUUAUUAAAUGUUUUGCUCUAUGCCAGGCAAAGUUUGGGGAUAUGCGUACAAUCAUAUACCACUAUUAAUUCUGAAGUAUUAAACUGUGAAAGAAUAAAUUACAAUCACUUUAUUUGCCUUGGAAUCUUAGUUGUAAGUAUUUUAGUUUCCCAUCUUUGAUCAUAGUUCAUAAAUACUGGGAGGAUGGGGAUUUUUUUUUUAUUUUUGUCUUCGAAUGCCUAACUCUGAAUCUUGUACCUGAUUUGGAGGUACUAAAUAAAUGUUUGUUGAUUGAUUGAGCUGAA